AUGGCAGAAGAGGGGGUUGCCCUCAAGGUCACCAGGGACCUGAAAGCUGCUGUCUCUGCCAUCGUCCAGGGCUACAGGGGCGGACGGUCAGUGACAGACGCCAGUGCUGAGCUGCACAGACUCUGUGGCUGCCUGGAGCUGCUGCUGCAUUUUGACCAGAAAGAGCAGAAGAGCUUCCUGGGACCUCGGAAGGAUUACUGGGAUUUCCUUUGCUCUGCCCUGUGGCAGCACCGAGGAAACACGGAGCCAGCCCGCUUCGUUCUCUCGCAGGACAAGCUGAAGACCCCUCUGGGAAAAGGUCGCGCCUUCAUCCGCUUCUGCUUAGCCCACGGGCAGCUGGCCGAGUCCUUGCAGCUCUGCCUCCUGAACCCCGAGCUCACCAGGGAAUGGUAUGGCCCACGGAGCCCUCUGGUGUGCCCCAAACUCCGGGAAGACAUCCUGGACUCUCUCUACGCUCUCAAUGGGGUGGCUUUCGACUUGGACCUGCAGAGACCAGACCUGGAUGGGGCCUGGCCCAUGUUCUCAGAGUCUCGCUGCUCCAAUUCCAGCUGGACCCGGGGAAGAAGACCCAGAAAGUCCAAAGAUUCCCCAAAGGAGAUCUCCGCUCUACAUGGAGACUCCAAAGGAAUCCAGCCAGAAGAGCCACACACCAGCCAAGCCAGCUGUCCACGAGAUGCACCAGGGGCAGACCGGUUGGCUGGACUCCCCAGGCCUCAGCAACACAAGCAUCUUUCUCCUUUUUUGGAAAAGAAGAGAGAAGAUCCCAGGAGCCUCAGAGCCCCCCAGAGCAUGUGGGAACCAGAGGGGGAGUUGCUGCAGCAAGACCAGGAGAUGGGAGCCCCAAGGAUGGGGACCUGCCUAGAGAACUCAACACCCUAUGCCCAGGGGCAGCGAGAGGGGGCUGAGGGGGUGCUGAAGGAGGUGAUAAGGACAGAGAGUGAGGGCAGAGGCGUUCUGCUGAGUGCAGAAGGUCAGAGCACAACAGUGGGGACUCAUGAAGGGGGCGCAGAGUGGGGUCACGUCCAGAGGCUGCUGGUUUCCGGCCCCAGAGGGGUGAUAGAGGAUUCAAUGUCAGGGAGCGAGCAGAGGUGGGAGGUGCCUAGUAUUCUGAGGGAACCCCGGGUCCUCCAGAGCCUGGGAACAAGGGAAGGUUCCACCACAGAGAAGCCACAAGAGCAAACAGGAGUGACCAGUGUGACGAGGACAGAGGAGCGAGCAGAGGUGGCCUUGCAAGAUGUGGUCAAGAGUCUCAGACACCAGCUCCAGACGACCAAAGAGCAGGCCCAGCACCAGGAGCAGCUGCUGAAGGAGCAGGAGGGGGAGCUGAAGGCACUGCAGGAGCAGCUCAGCAGGUGUCAGGAAGAGAGGGGCCGGCUGCAGGCAGAGCUGGAGAAGAAGCAACAGGAGGCUGAAAGGAGGGAGGCCAUGUAUGACGAGGAGCUUGGAGAGCAGCGGGACCUGGUCCGUGCCAUGAAGAGCCGGGUGCUGGAACUGAUUCGAGAGAAGGAUAACCUAUGGCAGAAGGUCCAGCAUCUCUCUUCUGUGGCCCCUGGAUGCUGUGUCGGCUGUAGUAAGCUCUUUGGCCGUCUGUCUCGGCGGUAUCAAUGCAGGGUCUGUGGAGGCCUGGUUUGCCAUGUGUGCUCUGUGGAUUAUAAGAAGCGAGAGCGCUGCUGCCUACCCUGUGCCCAGAAAGAAGAAGCCCAGGCUGUCUGA
Molecule: messenger RNA, 1713 nt
Organism: Pteropus alecto (black flying fox)
Lineage: Eukaryota; Metazoa; Chordata; Mammalia; Chiroptera; Pteropodidae
Gene: RUFY4
Product: RUN and FYVE domain containing 4
Exons: 11
Coding region: 1-1713 (570 amino acids)
Biological process (GO): positive regulation of macroautophagy
Source: RefSeq, a predicted model, not a curated record